AUGUCCCUCCCCCGUUCCAGUCAGCCUUGGAAGGGGGAGCCUUUCCUAGUGGGGGCAGUCAGGUGGCUGUGGAAGAACUACCAAUAUGUGCUGGCCUUCCGCUUUGCCAUCCAGGAGAUCAAUAAGGACUCCCAGCUCCUCCCCAACCUGACCCUUGGUUUCAAAUUCUUCAAUGCCUUUGCCAGUGAACAGUACACCUUACUGAGCAUAGUAUAUUGGUUGAUUGGGAUUAAUGUGCCUUUCCCUAACUACACCUGCCAUACACAAGGGAGACACGUUGCUGUCAUUGCUGGAACUACAUCAGCAUUGUCUGUUGAGUUUGGAACGCUUUUGGAGCUCUACAAAAACCCACAGCUCACCUAUGGCCCUUUUGAUCCCAUGCUAAAUGAUAAAGAUCAGUUUCCCUCACUCUAUCAGAUGGCAACCAGUGACAGCUCUUUGGGCCAUGGAAUGAUCUACUUGUUGCUGCAUUUUGGCUGGACUUGGGUGGUGCUCUUUGUGUCUGAUGACAUGAAAGGAGAGCAGUUCCUUCAGUAUUUUGAAGCAGAGAUGCUCAAGAAAGGUAUCUGUGUGGCCUUUACAGUUAAGCUCCCUGUCACAAAGAAGUUGUAUGGGUAUGGUGAUCUCACUUUCAUGAGUAGCAUCAGAGUUUCAUCUGCAAAUGUGCAUAUACUCUAUGGUGAUGUAAGAGGUCUCAUCAGUGUGGACAUUUCAGUGCAGUCCUUUGUAACCAUCGGGAAAGUGUGGAUCAUGACAUCAAAGUGGGAUCUUGUUAUGUCUGAGACAAACCACAUGUUGCAUUCUUUGCACGGAGGCUUCUCAUUUUCACCCCACAAGGAAGAAAUCCCUGGCCUCAAACAUUUUGUCAAGAUGGCAAACCCUUCCCACUACCCAGAAGACUUUUAUUUCAGUAAAUUAUGGCUUUUCCAUCUGCACUGCUCACUUGAAGGAUCAUUUUGUGGACAUAUUGGAAGCUGCCCACCAAAUACCUCCUUAGAGUUUCUUCCAGGACAUAUUGACUUGCUGACCAUAUCUGACUCCAGCUAUUUAGUCUACAAUGCUGUCUACACAGUGGCCCACGUCCUCCAUAAAAUGAUUUUGGAGAAAGUAGAAAUGGGAUCUCCAGGAGAAGCAAUACAACCUAUGAUUCUUCCCUGGCAGACCCCUCAAUCUGUGUGUAGCCAGAGCUGUGGUCCAGGAUUCAGGAAAAUGUCACAGGAAGGAAGACCUAUCUGCUGCUAUACUUGUGUUUUGUGUCCAGAGAAAGAAAUUGCCAAUCAGACAGAUGCAAAGCAGUGCAUCCCAUGUGAAGAUCACGAAUACCCAAACCAGGAUAGAAGUCGCUGCCUCCCUAAGUUGAUGACGUUCUUGGCCUUUGAGGAAUCUCUGGGGAUGGCUCUGGCCUGCAUGGCUCUGUGCUUCUCUGUCCUCACAGCUGCGGUCCUCUGGAUCUUUGUGAAGCACCAAGACACUCCCAUAGUCAAGGCCAAUAACAGGACCCUCAGCUACAUCCUGCUCAUCACCCUCCUCCUGUGCUUCCUCUGCUCCUUACUCUUCCUUGGCUGUCCCAACACAGCCACCUGCCUCCUCCAGCAAAUAGCAUUUGGCCUUGUGUUCACAGUGGCUGUUUCCACUGUGCUGGCCAAGACCAUCACUGUGAUUCUGGCCUUCAAGGUUACAAAACCUCGCAGAACUGUCAGGCGAUUGUUGAUAUCAGGAGUUUCUAACUCUGUCAUUCCCAUCUGCUUCCUCCUCCAACUGAUUCUCUGUAGCAUCUGGCUGGGAAUCUCUCCUCCCUUCAUUGAGUUAGAUACACACUCUGAGCCUGGCCACAUCAUCCUGGUGUGCAAUAAGGGUUCGGUCACUGCCUUCUACUGUGUCCUGGGCUACCUGGGUUCCAUGGCCCUGGCCAGCUUCACUGUGGCUUUUCUAGCCAGGAAUCUGCCUGACACUUUCAAUGAAGCUAAGUUCCUUACAUUCAGCAUGCUGGUGUUCUGCAGUGUCUGGGUGACCUUCCUUCCUGUCUACCACAGCACCAAGGGGAAGGUCAUGGUGGCUGUGGAGGCCUUCUCCAUCUUGGCCUCCAGUGCGGGGCUCCUGGGCUGCAUCUUUGUCCCCAAGUGCUAUGUUAUUCUCAUAAGACCUGAGAUGAACUCUUUGAAAGGCUUAAAGAAUAAAAGCAAGUUCUAA
Oryctolagus cuniculus (rabbit) is the source of this 2190-nucleotide messenger RNA. NCBI's taxonomy places the organism in Eukaryota, Metazoa, Chordata, Mammalia, Lagomorpha, Leporidae. The record is from RefSeq and is a predicted model, not a curated record.